CCAGCUCGCUUUGCUCCGGUUAAAGUCAUGUCUCAGAUCAGAAGCUCUUCUGCGGGGUCCUUCAGUAACCGCUCUCAGGUGUCCAGGAGUUUUUCGAGCUCUGGAGGUGGAGGAUAUGGAUUUGGAGGAGGAAUUAAUCAGGCGUACGGUCAGUCUCUGAUGGCCGGCAGUGUGCACAGCGGUGCAGGGAUAGGUGUAGGGUCUGGGUUUGGUUUAGGGUCUGGUGUAGGGUUUGGCAUUGGGUCAGGGUUUGGGAUGGGGGCAGUGAGUGGAAGGUCCGUCUCAUCUGGUUUGAGAAUGGUUGGAGGCUCUAUAUCGGCUGGUGGAGGUGGAGGAUCUCUCUCAGCUGGUUUGAAGAUGGGUGGUGGAGGUGCCUUCGUGCAGAACAUGGCAUACAUCGUCAAUGACAAACAGCAGCUGCAGGUUCUGAACGACCGUCUCGCCACUUACCUGGAGAAGGUGAAACGUCUGGAGAUCACAAACCGCGAGCUAAAUGAAAAACUCCGAUCGUUCACCGUCAACAGAGUUCAAACCACUCACGACCUGGAGCCGUAUCAAAUGCAGCUGAGACCUCUGCGUGAAAAGAUUCUGACUCUUAUUCAAGAAAACACAGAACUUACUUUAGCCAUAGACAAUGCCAAACUGGCUGCAGAGGAUUUCAGAUUGAAGUAUGAGACCGAGUUUGGCAUCUGUCAGUCUGUGGAGGGGGAUAUAGCAAAUCUAAAAGCUCUGAAGAAAGAGUAUAAUGCCACGAGCGACGUGCUACUGCAUGAGGUCAAUACAUUUGAAGUUGAACUCAAAAACAUCAAAGACGCACACCAGCAGGAGAUGAUCGGCCUGCGAGGGCAGAUUGCAGGUACAGUGACUGUGGAUGUGCAGAAUGUUGAGAGUGCAGACCUGUCACGUGUGCUGGCCGAGAUCCGUGCCGAGUACGAGACGGUCAUCGAGAAGAACCGCAGAGAGGCGGAACACUGGUACACUAAACAGGUGGAGAAGAAAAGUGCCGAGUUUGCGAUCGUCACGGAGACGGCGGUCACUGGUGGUACUGAGAUCACAGAGAACCGCAAACAGUCGAUGACGCUGCACACGCAACUGGAUGCCGCAUUCGUAGAGAAAUCUAACCUGGAGCAGCGUCUGCUGGAGGUUCAGUCUCAAUAUCAGUCCCAGUUGUACAGAUUGAGUCAGCUGGCUGGGAGUCUGGAGGGGGAGCUCAUGUCCGUCCGUGAGAGCGCCCUGCAGCAGAGUCGAGACUAUCAGCUGCUCCUGAGCACCAAAGUUCAGCUGGAGAGAGAGAUCAACACUUACAAAGCUCUGCUAGAGGGCGCCGGAGAGGUCACUGUGCUCGCGGCCAGACCAAAGACUCUGGAGGUCAAGGAAACUGUUACAGUUGUUGAUUCCAGUGUCGAGCUCUCAACAGAAGAAUUGAUGACAGAAGUUGAAUCACAGGGUGGAAGUAACGCCUCAUUCUUGAUUACUGGUGAACAAUCUGGUGGUGUCACUUUAACUGGGCUUUCUACAGAAGUACUGACAACGGAAUUUGGAUCGCAGGGUGAAAGUGGCGCCUCGUUCUUGAUUACUGGUGAUCAAUCUGGGGGUGUCACUUUAACUGGAGUUUCUACAGAGGUACUGACAACAGAGUUUGAAUCACAGGGUGACAGUAAUGCAUCAUUCUUGAUUACUGGCGAGCGAUCUGCUGAUGUCACUUUAACUGGGAUUAAUACAGAAGUAUUGACAACAGAGUUUGAAUCACAGGGUGACAGUAACGCCUCAUUCUUGAUUACCGGUGAUCAGUCUGGUGGUGUCACUUUAACUGGGGUUAAUACAGAAGUACUGACAACAGAGUUUGGAUCACAGGGUGGAUUUACGAUCAGCAGCGCUCAAUCCGGAGAGAUUUCAGCAGCAGAAGUGACGGCUCAAGUUGACUUCUGAGAAUGACAGAUGAUC
Molecule: messenger RNA, 1944 nt
Organism: Triplophysa rosa
Lineage: Eukaryota; Metazoa; Chordata; Actinopteri; Cypriniformes; Nemacheilidae
Product: keratin, type I cytoskeletal 47 kDa-like
Exons: 11
Coding region: 28-1929 (633 amino acids)
Molecular function (GO): structural molecule activity
Source: RefSeq, a predicted model, not a curated record